AUGCCUGAAAAAGAGCAUUUCGGUGCGCGCGUGAGCUCGUCUCACACACGAUCAAUCGGUAUCACUCAUCGAACCACCCCAUUGGCCUGCUCAUGGACCGGUGACAUGAGAGUCAGAUUCUCAGACUUCCAAGUCAAUGAGAUUAAGAAAGAUGGUGCGGUCCUUCAUUUGCGCACUAUAGGACUUGGAAAUGAGAUCAAGGCAAGAAUUCCCGAACAAUCUCAAACGCCCAAGGGUGAAAAUUCGGACACGCCGCAAAAUGAAAAGUCCCAACCUGAACAAACCAUUGAGAUUCCACAGGAAGAUGUCACAGUUCUCGAAAACCUCGCCACAGCCCAAUUUGCCCAGGACCUCAUCAAACUCUUCAACCACGGCAACGGUCCUUCGUCAAACGAUCCCAACACGGCCACAUCGCCCGUGCUCGACGACAAAUCCAAACGAGGCCAACUGCACCAGGAAGUCCGCCGAAUUUUCAGGUCCCGCCUCGAAACAACAACCGGACACGACGGUGUCAUUGUCGCCAACUAUGUCUCCCCCCGAAAGGGCGGUAAAAAGAGCAGAGGACGUCGCGGCCAACCCGGCGACGACGAACCCAUGGGGGAGUAUCUGCAUUUCACGCUGUACAAGGACAACCGAGACACAAUGGAUGCCGUGAGCCAAAUCGCUCGUCUACUAAGAAUAAAGCCCCAAGUCAUUGGAUACGCAGGCACCAAGGACCGCCGCGCAUCGACCACACAACGCUGUUCAGUAAGGUAUCAGCGCAAAAGGGCGUUGGCAGGACUCAACGGAAAACUAUGGGGUAUAUCAACCGGCGAUUAUGACUAUCAAGACGAACCAAUUCACCUGGGUCAACUCCUAGGCAACGAAUUCGUCAUCACCCUCAAGAACUGCAAAAUGGCCAACGAAACAUCCACACAGCCCCCCUCCGAGCGCCUAUCCUCCAUGAGGGACAACGUGGAAUCAGCCCUCAAACACAUGUCCUCCCACGGAUGGAUCAACUACUUUGGCCACCAGCGCUUCGGAACCCACGACGUCGGUACCCACGAAGUCGGCAAACUCAUCCUAGGCGACAACUACGAAGCCGCCGUCAACGCCCUCCUGAAAUACGACCCAGAAAUCGCAGCCAAGGCCGAGGCCGGCGAAAUCCCCGAAGAGCCAUCCAAGAGGGACGAAGUCCUCCGCCACCAAGCUUGCAUGCUCUUCCAAACAGGCAAGGACUACGACAGAGCCGCCAAAAUCAUGCCGCGGCGGUUCGCGGCUGAAUCAUGCAUCGUCCGCCAUCUCACCCGCAUGGGUAAGAACUCAGCACGAGACUUUGCAGGCGCCAUCACCCAUAUCACGCGUGGCUUGCGCUCAAUGUACCUCCACGCCUAUCAAUCUCACGUAUGGAACCACGCUGCCAGCCAACGGUACGCUUUGCACGGCUCAAAAGUCAUAAAGGGAGAUUUGAUCAUCUCCGACGGUGAGGCGCAGCCCGUUGUCGCGGAAAAAGAUCAGGACGGCGACGAAAUCAUCAACCCCGUUGAAGAUGAGGAGGAUGCGCCGUUGCGUGCGCGCCCUCUUACGGAGGAAGAAGCCGCCAGCGGCAAGUACACUAUCUAUGAUGUUGUUCUGCCCUCGCCAGGAUACGACGUCAUAUAUCCGGAUAACGAAAUCGGGAAAUUUUACGAAGAAUUCAUGGGCCGCGAAGAGAAUGGCAGUCUUGACCCGCACAAGAUGCGCCGCCUAAGGAGGGAGUUCAGCCUUCCCGGAAGAUAUAGGAAGAUAAUGCAAAAGUUUUUGGCGGAACCUAGCGUUGAAUUUAGGUUAUAUGAGGAUGAAACAGAGCAGAUGCACCCUACCGACUUGGAUUUGAUCAAGAACGUACGGGUUAAUGGGGGUGAAGGCAAGAGGAAAAGAGAUGAUGAUGAUGGUAUGGCUGUCAAGAAGAGCAAGGCUGAUGAGGUACUGCCCGAGCGGGUGACAGAGGAAGCAAAGAACGAGCAGCAAUCUUUGGAUGAUGGUGCUGGAGAAAGCAUCAAGGCAGAGCAAGCUGCUCAGCCUACCAAGGUUGCUGUCGUAGUCAAAUUCCAACUGGCGAGCAGUGCCUACGCGACAGUCACGCUCAGAGAAUUAAUGGGUGAUGGCUCUGAUGAAGACCAGCAACCAUCAGCAAAUGGAAACGCGGAAGGUUGA
Pochonia chlamydosporia 170 is the source of this 2175-nucleotide messenger RNA. RefSeq names its product pseudouridine synthase TruD/Pus7. Bases 1 to 2175 code for a protein of 724 amino acids. Gene Ontology annotation, molecular function: RNA binding; pseudouridine synthase activity. Gene Ontology annotation, biological process: pseudouridine synthesis. The transcript is spliced from 3 exons. NCBI's taxonomy places the organism in Eukaryota, Fungi, Ascomycota, Sordariomycetes, Hypocreales, Clavicipitaceae. The record is from RefSeq and is a predicted model, not a curated record. Gene Ontology annotation, cellular component: nucleus.